ACAUGCAUUCCCCCUUUUGCACUCUCUCCUUACUCCUUUCCACCUCAUCUACCAAUCCAUCCAUUCUAUUUUUCAUAUUCUCAUUACACUACUUUCUUUUACUUGAUCAAUAAAUCACUUCAAAAUCUCAUCAAAAAAAACCAAAAAUUCAAAUUUUCAAAAUUUGAUUAAAUUGUUGUGCAAUUAUAAACUUUAGCUUAUGAUUUGAUCUUAAAAGCAACAAUAUUAGUGUGUAAUGGAAAGACAAACAAACCGGGUCGUAGACGGGUUGAUCCCGGGUUACAACAAGAUCCGAAAAAGAAACUGUUCUUCAUCACCAACAACUUCAUCAUCAUCCAAGAUUCAUAAUUAUAAAUUCAAACGUGCAAUUAUGGUGGGCAAAACCCGGGUCGGAAACGGGUCAAGAUCCAGUACUCCGGCGCCGUCAUGGAGAAUGACCCCGUCAUCAAAAUCCAAACUUGGCGGCGCCGCAGGUAUUGACUCACCGAAUUUUGAUAAUUCCGGCGGCGGGAGGUCACAGCCGGUGUCGGCGAGGAAAUUGGCGGCUACCCUUUGGGAAAUGAAUCAUAUUCCGGCGCCGCAGAGUUUAAAACCGGCGACAAGGGUUAGAGAGAAAGUGAACCGGCCGGUUCAGGGUCAGAAUUCCGGUUCAUUGCCCCCGCAUUUGUCUGAUCCAUCUCAUAGCCCUGUUUCUGAGAGAAUGGAUCGAUCUGGAACAGGAUCUCAUCGUAGGAUGUCGAUAUCUCAUAAGACGAGACUUGAGGACAACAACGGUGAAGUUUAUGAUUCACUUAGCAAUGCAAGUUUAAUGGAGAUUGAAACCCGAUCUCGGGGUCAGACUCCUAGUGGUUCUGGAAAUGGUAUCAAGCCACGUUUAAAAGAAGUCAGUAAUGCUUUGACAACAUCUAAAGAGCUACUAAAGAUAAUCCACCGAAUGUGGGCUCAUGAUAAUCUUCCAUCAUCUAGCAUGUCACUUAUAUCCGCCUUGCAUACUGAGCUAGAACGUGCGCGUCUUCAGGUCAACCAAAUCAUCAAAGACCAACAUGUUGACCAUACUGAAGUCAACUACCUAUUAAAAUGCUUUGCUGAAGAGAAAGCUUUAUGGAAAAGUAAAGAAAGAAGAGCAAUUGAAACUGCCAUUGAAUCCAUUGCUGGUGAGCUGGAAAGUGAGAAAAAGAUGAGACGAAGAUCCGAGACCUUAAAUAAGAAACUUGGACAAGAAUUAGCAGAAACAAAGGCUUCCUUUGCCAAAGUUCUAAAAGAACUUGAAAGUGAGAAACGGGCUCGUGAGAUUAUGGAGCAAGUGUAUGAUGAGUUAGCUGUUGACAUUGGUGAAGAUCGGGCUGAAGCAGAAGAACUGAAACGUGAAUCAUUUAAAGUUCAUGAAGAAGUUGAAAAAGAAAGAGAAAUGCUUCAACUUGCUGAUAAAUUAAGAGAGGAAAGGGUUCAGAUGAAAUUAGCAGAAGCUAAACAUCAAUUUGAGGAAAAAAGCGCAAUUGUUGACAAAUUAAGGAGUCAACUCGAAGCAGUUCUUGGAACAGGUAAGAAAAAAGGACGGAAAGAUGAAGAUUUGAUGAAUUAUUUUAACAGAAGUAAUUGUGGUGGGACUCGUUUGAACGAAGAAGAUGAUGGUGAAAUUGAGAAUGAAGAAGAUUCAGGGGAGAGUGAUCUUCAUUCUAUAGAACUAAACAUGGAUAAUAAUAAUAAUAAUAACAAGAGUUUUAAGUGGCCUCAUGGUCAUAAUCAUCGUAAAGAUUUGGUUGAUGAGGAGAUAAAAUGGAGGAAUUCGUCCAACGGAAAAGCAUCUAGAAAAAGUACUUCUUCCAUUCGAAAGAACAUUUCAGAUGGAAAUGAAUGGGGUAUUCAGGGAAGUUUUACUGAAAUUGAGAAGCAAACUCCAAGAAGAAGUCAUGGGGAUGAUUUGCAGAGAUACAAGUCAGUCGAAAGUCUUAGGGACCGGAUUUUGACCAAUUUAAAGUCAAGAGAUUUUGACAGUUCUGGUCAUGGGAGUGGGUCAAAAUCGAGAAGUGAAACCUUCAAUGGUAGACGUUCUAAAAAGUGAGUUCAACUUCAACGUCAACCCAGUGUCUAACGCUUUUGUUAAUCAUAUAUGAUCAUUAUUGGAGAAAUUGGACCUAUGCAACAGAAUUCAAGAUGAUCAAUUUGGUAAGUAAUUAAUUUACUUUAUAUUAAUUAUGUUGCAAAUUUGCAUGCUAUCAGUUUCUUAUAACUGCUAGACUUUGCAAAACAUGCUAAACAUUUACAAAUUUUUUCCCAUGAAUCUGUAGUAUAGCAAUGUCAAAUUUUGUAGAGUUGUGCCAAUCCAAGUGAUUCCCUGUACAAAACUUAUCGUUUAACGGUAACUAUAUAUAUGUUGUGCUUAAAUAUUAUGAAGAA
This is a messenger RNA of Erigeron canadensis, 2397 nucleotides long. RefSeq lists its product as uncharacterized. NCBI's taxonomy places the organism in Eukaryota, Viridiplantae, Streptophyta, Magnoliopsida, Asterales, Asteraceae. Bases 236 to 2062 code for a protein of 608 amino acids. The transcript has 3 exons. The record is from RefSeq and is a predicted model, not a curated record.